UUAAAAAUAGAAAGCCUAAACAAUGCAGACAGUCAAAUGUCGAAGGUAGAAGUGAAAGAGUUGAAGAUGUUUUUUCUGUUUCUGAUUUGGAUAGUCUGGACUGCAGAGUUGGUGCAGGGACAAAACCACCUGGGACUGGAGAAACAAGCGGUGGGGUGUCACCACUGUGACGGACAUGGUCACCACUUCCCCACCUGUCUCACCACACACGUCACCUGUGCGGCUGGUGAGGUGUGUUCAAUCGUGUAUGGCGAAGGUGAGCCGAGCCUCACGUGCAAGCGAGAGCAGGAUUGUGCUCAUGAAAUCCUCCAUUCCAUCGGCACGUGCCCAGGGGGCGGGGUUCUGUCACACACCAACAGAUGUCAGGUCUGCUGCGACACUACACAGUGUGUGAAUGACGUCACGCAUCUACUGCUGGAAGCGUUCGAGACCGGACUCUACUGCCCAGGGGAGUGCAGCAAGCUGGACAUUCUCACCUGUGUGCUCAAGGCCACUCACUGCUUGGCUGAUCAGUUUUGUCAGGUCAGUCUAGACAACAGAAUGGUCGUGAAGGGAGAGUGCAGGAACAAUCAUGAGUUUCAGCACUGCAUACACACCAAGGCUCAACACCCCUGCGACCACCCCGUGACCCACGGGCACCAGAACUCCGCGUGUGUCUGGGACUGCUGUACCACCAACGAAUGCCUGUACCUCCACUUUGGCGAGCACUUCGAACAAGUGAUGUCACCCACACGUUCUACACAGUUUAGCACAUCAUCCACUACUUCUACCACAACACCAUCCACCACCACAUCCACACCAUCCACCACUACGUCAACAGCAUCCACCACCACAUCCACACCAUCAACUACCACGUCCACACCAUCCACCACCACGUCCACACCAUCCACUACCACGUCCACACCAUCAACUACCACGUCCACAACAUCAACUACCACGUCCACACCAUCCACUACAACGUCCACGUCCACACCAUCCACAACUACAUCCACACCAUCCACCACCACACCAUCAACUACCACAUCCACGCCAUCCACUACCACAUCCACGCCAUCCACUACCACAACCACACCAUCCACCACCACACCAUCAACUACCACAUCCACACCAUCCACCACCACAUCCACACCAUCCACCACCACAUCCACACCAUCCACCACCACAUCCACACCAUCAACUACCACAUCCACGCCAUCCACUACCACAACCACGCCAUCUACUACAACAUCCACAUCAUCCACCACCACAUCCACACCAUCCACCACCACAUCCACACCAUCCACUACCACAACCACACCAUCCACCACCACGUCCACAUCAUCCACGACCACGUCCACACCAUCUACUACCACUACCACUACCACACCAUCUACCACCACUUCCACACCAUCAACUACCACAUCCACACCAACCACACCAUCCACCACAACGUCCACACCAUCCACCACCACGUCCACACCAUCAACUACCACAUCCACACCAUCAACUACCACAUCCACACUAUCCACUACCACAUCCACACCAUCCACUACCACAUCCACACCAUCAACUACCACAUCCACACCGUUAACCACCACACCAUCCACCCCCACAUCCACUACAUCAACUCCUACCACAUCAUCUUCUACAUCAGCGACCUCAACUACCGGACUGUUGGAUCACUUACUAAUCUGCUUCACAUGUUCGGGUCUAAGCUGCCUCCUUCAGCCGACCCAAUCUUUCUGUCACGAUGGUUAUUGCAUGACGUCUUUGUAUGAAAGCGCCGAUGGAAGUCGCCAAAUUUCAAAGUUAUGCGCCACUGAACAACAGUGUCGUGACCUAUGGUGGGGCCAGACCUUCCACAACAAACAUUGCAUGGACGUUGUCCAGUCAGGGGCGGGGCCCAACGGUCAAGACACGACCUGCCACUACUGCUGUAAUAGGAGUUUCUGUAAUGACUAUAUCAACAACCUAACCCUCAUUCACUUUGACUAGUUGAUCUCCGUAGUAUUCCUCUGUAAGACCACUGACCAAUAAUAUCAUCAUAGCACGAGUAUAGCCCUAUCCAAAAGUACUAAACGCACCAGUAUUACCCAUGCCCAUGAAUACCAACAUAAGCCCAGUCUCAGAACACAGAUAUGACCCUAUUUUCAAGUUUACCAUGGUACCAACAUGACUUUUGUCCAAAAGCAUCAAGUGACACGCCCAUGGGAAACCAACUUGACUACUUCCCUAAAUACCAUACCUUCAACAUGACCCCUAUCCACAAAUGCCAUCGAACCAUAGCACCGUAUUGACCCCUGCCAAAGCAACACUCGUCUUUAACCAAGAGUGUAUACUAAAUCACGAAAGUGACCAAACAAAAAAAAAAUCCCAGAACAGCCUUCCUAGAAACAGGUUUUUAUAAAUAA
Molecule: messenger RNA, 2390 nt
Organism: Physella acuta
Lineage: Eukaryota; Metazoa; Mollusca; Gastropoda; Physidae
Product: mucin-2-like
Source: RefSeq, a predicted model, not a curated record